CACAGUUUUCUUUCAGCUCGAGUGUUAACGUACAGUCGUGAAGAUCUUGUACCUUGUACCUUUUGAGAUCAUAGUCGGAGUGCUGCAAUAACGUUAUUCAUAGAGCGACAUUUAGAUUUCGAUGAGUUCAGCGUGAGAACGUUUUGGUUAGUUCUUGAUUUGCACUGCUGAACUAGUACGCUCUCGUAUGGAGAAAGAGCGAGGGUUUCAGAAACAAUAUGGGUCUUUAGAACGAACGGAUCCAGCAGAGUACGCAGCAAAAACAGAUGAGGAGGGUGUUGUCUCCAUGGCGGACUCCACUGUCACCGCGGACAACAUUGAGGGGGAGCUGUUCAAGAUUGAGAGGAUACGAGAGGUGCUGGUGCGGAGAGAAUCUGAGCUGAGAUACAUGAUGGAUGAUAUUCAGCUAUGCAAGGAGAUCACCAGGCUUAAAAAAGAACUCCAGAAAUUGGUGUCAAUCCCGGAUAAGGACAAGUCCAAUGAGGAUCGGCAUCGAGAAGAGGAGCUGCUGCAGCACAUCCACAAGUUAGUGGAGACUCGGGACUUUCUGGUGGAUGAUGUGGAGUUUGAGAGGCUGAGAGAGAGGGAGGAGGACAAGGAGAUGGCUGAUUUCUUACAGACGAAAUUUCCCACAAACUACACCAAAAAAUCUUCUACACAGCACAGAACAACAAUCUUCAGGGCAAAGCAGACUUCCUCUCCCACUGUCACCAAGACUGGCCUCACCCUGCUUAAAGAAUGUUGUGGUUUUACUUGUUCUAUAAUGUAGAGUGAGGGGGAGGGAUCAAAAGGAGAGAGGAAUAAGAUGAGCUGGAAUCGAGUGAGAGUGCUGCAGGAUUAAGUACAGAAGUACAGUCUAUAGUGAGGACCAGUACAGACAGACAGGGAAGAGGCCCAGACAAUAUCCUUAAAAAAAAAGGUUUAAGAUUUGUUAUUGAUAUGUAGAUUAUGGGAAUUACAAUAGGAUAAACAUUAUGCAAAUUGAUGUAUGUUAAGCAACCAUAACUAAGCAGUAAUAAAUUUCUGCAUUGUGAGGACCAAGUCAAAUUUUACUAAGGGCAGUUAAUAUAAAACCCCUGACUAAGCCAUGGCUUAUAUUUAUAAUAGUAUUGUCUGUCCUUGAAAAACUUGUUAAAUGCCAGGGAUACAUAUUUGAGCUACAUCAGCUAGGGGCUUUGCUGUGUUUUGGUUGACUGUGCCAAGCCAACCCUGGUUUCCUUGAGAUGUUCUGAGAUCUGGCUACAAUCUCUCCCAUCACUGAAUAUAGCCUGAUUUUUAAUUUGGCUAUACCUAAGAGCAACUGCUUGUGCUGAUUAACAGCAAUAGUGAAAAAGAGAGGAAAAAACACAGAACAAGAUGAGGAAGAAGAAAUAAAUACAUUACAGACUCACCAAACAGAAUUAAAAGGUACCAAUGCUUUGGGAAAGCCCAAUCUGAGUCUGAACUCUAACAUAUUUGUGUCGUGUUUUCUCUGUUUCUGUGCUCUUCUCUGAUAUAGUCUGAGGUCCAGUUUAGUGACAGUCUCCUGUUUUGAAUGCAGAGGAAGGAUUGUUUGUAAUUUAUUCUAAUAAUGAUGCAUAGCAAAGACCAGGCUCAUAUAUUUAAUUCAGAGAUUUAAUUUAAUUUAUUUUAGGUUACAGAGGGUGCUAAAGUAAAUAUUGAGUCUCUGCUUCCCCAUUGAAUGUCUAUAUACAUUUACUAAGGCUUAUUCUAGUGUAGUGGGUUCUCUUUUUGCUGCAGCAUCUCAGUUGCAAUCAUAUUUUAUCCACAAGCUUUAUCUUAAUCUUAAGAAUUCUUAAUAUUUUUGUAAUGUGAUGGUGUUGCAGUUGUGUAUUUUUAUUUGUGUCUGUCAUGCUUUUUUUUGUGUGUGUGUGUGUCUGUCAAAGUGGAUUUGUCCCACCCACUUAGCAUAUUGAUGGCAUCUAUGGGCAUAAGAUUUAAAACACCAUCCAUUUUAACAUUUAAAAACACAGUUCAUUUUAGAUUGAUGGAUGGUUCAAGUGGGAGAAGGGAGUCAAAGACGUUAUACCAACUGACUAGUCUUUUUGGUAUAUCCUUUUGUGUGUGUAUUCUUUUAUGUGAUGGAAACAUGAAGCUUCCUUUGUGCUGUUAUCUAGCUAGAUAUAAAUGUUCACUGUUGUUGAAAUAAGCAGGGGUGAUCCACCCUUUGCUUUGUUUGACAUGUUCUUUCAGCCUGUUGCUUUAGUUUGUUUGAGUUAUGGUAUGUUUUUGGAUUUAUUUUUCUUUGGUUUCAUGUGAGCUACACUUGUGGUUUUCUCUUUAGUUUGUUGUUUGUUUGUUCUUUUUCACUUUGGGUCAUUCCAAAAUUAUGUACUCAUGAUGAUGCUAUUGAAAU
Molecule: messenger RNA, 2356 nt
Organism: Electrophorus electricus (electric eel)
Lineage: Eukaryota; Metazoa; Chordata; Actinopteri; Gymnotiformes; Gymnotidae
Product: bMERB domain-containing protein 1
Source: RefSeq, a predicted model, not a curated record